This is a messenger RNA of Aphanomyces astaci, 2556 nucleotides long. RefSeq lists its product as hypothetical. The transcript is spliced from 8 exons. Gene Ontology annotation, cellular component: endoplasmic reticulum membrane. Gene Ontology annotation, biological process: GPI anchor biosynthetic process. The record is from RefSeq and is a predicted model, not a curated record. Lineage: Eukaryota; Oomycota; Saprolegniomycetes; Saprolegniales; Verrucalvaceae. The coding region runs from base 1 to 2556 and encodes 851 amino acids.
AUGACCGCCUGGCGGCUCGGGUUCGUCUGCGCAUGCGCCCUUCUCGGUGCGCUGUGCAUCAUGAGCGGGUUCUUUGGACUGGACAUGGACAUGCUUGAGAUCAACCUCACAACGGCGGCGCCAUCCUCCUCCUCCUCUGACAGCAACGACGACCGGGGUCCGUCGCUUCCCAAAGGAGCAUUUGACCGCCUUGUGUUUGUCGUGAUCGAUGCGCUGCGUGCCGACAUGGUGCUCGGAAAUGCCGCCAUCAACCAUCACGGCGAAGACUUGUCGUUGUUCAUGCCGUACACGGCCCACCUGGCGACGUCCGACCUCACGGUCGCGUACGUGGCGCAAGCGGGGGUGCCCACGGUGACCAUGCCGCGCCUCAAGGCACUCACGACAGGAAAACAGCCCGCGUUUAUCGACGUGUUGCGCAAUUUCAACUCGAAAGCGCUCGACGACGACAACAUCAUGCGGACAUUGCAUCAAGCGGGGUAUCGCAUGGUGCUAUACGGCGACGAGACAUGGCUCGACCUCUUUCCCCAUCUCUUUCAUCGCCAUGACGCCACAUCCGGGUUCUUCACCACCGAUACCAUCUUUGUCGACUCCAACGUGACGCGACAUCUGCAUGAAGAACUAGACCCGACGAUGGCGCACUCGAACAGCCGCGACUGGGACGUCCUGGUCCUCCAUUACCUUGGCGUGGACCACGUAGGACACAUGGAUGGCCCGCAUUCGUCGUCCAUGCGCCACAAGCUCGGUGAAAUGGACGCCGUGGUGCGGUCUAUUCACAAUGCCAUUCGAGCGCAAGAUAUCGUUCGACAAACGUCCAACAACCAGCAGCAGCCUGAUGGUGUCCUUCCCACGCUUUUUGUGCUUUGCAGUGAUCACGGCAUGACCAACACGGGCAACCACGGAGGCGCGUCCAUCGAAGAAUCGUCGGCCCUUCUCCUCUUUGUCAUGCCGCCGACGAACGCAACGGACCACGACGAAGCACGUACUUUCACCAAGUCCAGCCGAAAGGAGUCAUUUCGCCGGGCGUUGCAAGUGGACCUCGUGCCCACCCUCGCCGCACUCUUUGGAGUGGCCAUUCCCACCACAAACACUGGCAAAAUGCUGCACCAUGUCCUGCAUGCUGCUGGAUUGGCCUCGCCCCUCGAGGCCAUGCAACGCAACUUGCGUCAACUGAUAGCAUCGUGGACUCCAGCCGAGCGUGCCAAGGUGGGAGCCACGGCACACGAGAAAGAAGUACAAGCUGCAUUGACAUGGGCGCAAGAGGUCGUGCUUCAAAGUGAUGGAAGCGAGUACAAUACAUUCGCGAUUACCUUGGGGGUGGCAUGUACGGCAGCUGGAAUGGCGGUGUCGUUUGGGGCUUCGGGGGUUGCAUCAGCAUGGUCGAGGCGAUCGAACAAGGUCUCGUACGUACACGUGGUGCUGGGGGUUGGCGCCGUGUUGCAGGUUGCCAGCUAUGGCUCGAGUUCCGCCAUCGAAAACGAACAUGCAACGUGGAACUUUAUCUUGACGACGCUGUGGAUGUACCUUGGAUUUCAACAUGUCGCAGCCAAAGAGUUCAGGCAGGUGCCGCUCGUAGGGAUGCUGGCCGUCACGACACGGAUCCUGCGCAGUCGGAACCAAGUUAUCAACUUUGGUCGCUUGAACGACCUCCCAUCGCUUGCUGAUGCCAAAAACACUACUGUCGGGUUGGAGUACGAACAGGACGAUUCACUGUCUGUGCUCACCACUCGCUCGCUGCUGGACGACCUGAACCUGCCACUGGGAUAUGAAACGACGUGGGUCGUGGUAUGCAUCGGCAUCUACGGGAUCUGGAAGCUCGAACAUGCUGUUGCAGCUACAGCAGUGAUCCGUCGUCGGUUGAUCGAGUUGGUCUUUCUGACUGGUCUCGUUGCCGUGUCGGCCUACAGCUUCCACCCCGCCGUGGGGAUGUACGCGCAUGCCACGUACGCAUGUGCCACCGUCUUGUUCGUGUCGGGGUGGUGUCUAUCGAAGGAUGGAGGAAAGUCGUGUUCCCGCUUCGUGCCGUUGGAGUUGUCUGCGUGGUUGCUUGGUCUGCUCCUUCAACGCGAGGUUAACUUGACCGUUUUGGCCGUGUUGAAUCUGCAACAAGCAUGCUUCUUUUCGUGGAUUCGCCGCCGGCGUGAAGAUGACACGUCCACCGUCGCGGCCGUGGCGACUCUAUGGAUGUCCAAAUGCGCCUUUUACGCCCUUGGCAACUCGCAUCUCAUGACUACGAUCGAGAUCGGCAAGGCAUACACGGGGUUGACGACGUACUCCCAAGGCAUCGUCGGCUUUUUCACGUUCUUUAUCGUCAUGACUGGCCCCACGGUGGUGAUUCUUGCCGCCUUCACCAUCAUCCCAGCCGGCAAAGCGCUCCCAACGUUAUGGAGCCUUGAACUGUUGAGCUUCCUCGUCUACAGUGUGAUUGUCUAUGCGAUGCGAUUCCACUUGUUCAUCUGGAGCGUGUUUGCCCCGAAAAUGAUGUACCACAUGGCCUGUCUCGUCUGGGACGUCGUGCUCACCGUCGUAGCUGUAGCCCUGUCCGCCGGUUCGUUGUAG